AACAUUUAUUCAUAGUUGUUUCUCUUGUUUACCCUUCGGACUAUGCCAAUUACAAAAGCUGACCUACCUGUCGUUGACCAAGACACAGAAAAAGGUGGAGAGGGAUUGUUAUAUGUGGGCAUGGAAAACAAAAAAUCAGCAUACCAGGCAUGGCUGGGCUAUUAUAACUCUAACAAAACUGUUGCUAGGGACAAAAGCAGGAUCGUUGAGCUUGCCAGUGAGUUCAGCCGAAGCAUGGGGCUUGAUAUUCCACCGGCACUUGCCAAACUUGUGGUCGGUAAAAUAGGACUAAAAAACGUUCUUGGCUUGCGCUUUAAAUAAGAUUUAGAUGUUGUAACAUGAUAUCUUAACUAACUAUUUGCAAGAAACAUUUAAAUUUUUUGUAACCAACCAAUUUGUUUCACUUGUUGUAAAUUAGUUGAAAGCAUUCUCU
Molecule: messenger RNA, 433 nt
Organism: Erigeron canadensis
Lineage: Eukaryota; Viridiplantae; Streptophyta; Magnoliopsida; Asterales; Asteraceae
Product: DEAD-box ATP-dependent RNA helicase 31-like
Exons: 2
Coding region: 43-321 (92 amino acids)
Source: RefSeq, a predicted model, not a curated record